CCUGCGCAGUGCGUGCCGUGCCGGGCUGCAGUCGAGGCGCCGUGAGCGGCCCCGGGCCGGGCAUGGAGCGGGGCGAUGCGGACAGUGCGGGGCGGCCGGAACGCGGGGCUGAGCCGUGAGCGCACAACGGGCCGCUGCCGUAUCAUCCUCCCCCGGUCUGUGAGCGGUAUGAGCGGUGUGAGCGGUGUGAGCGGUGUGAGCGGUGUGAGCGGUGUGAGCGGUGUGAGCGCGGGGCCCUGAGCGCACGGAGCGAAUUUAAGUCCCGCAGGUCCCGGUUCCGUUGUGCCGCGCUGUGCCGGGCCGUUGUGCCGCUCCCUGGCUCCUCCCAUGGCAUGAGCCCGGGCUCUCCUCCUCCUCCUCCUCCUCCUCCCGUUGCCGGGCUGUCCGAUGGGAUAACGCGGCCCCGCCGGCAGCACAACAUGGCCCCGCGCUGGGCUCGGCGGCGGCGGAGCGGCUCGGCGCUGCUGCUGCUGCUGGGGCACUGCUGGCUGUGGGCGGCCGGAGCCGACGAUAACGGCAGCCAGCUGUCGUAUUACACCGCCCUCAUCAACGUGACCGUGAUGAGCCCCGAGCGGGGCGGCCCCACGUUGCUCCGGAUCGACCGCGGUCGCUACGGGCAGGAUUCGCCCAAGGUGGAGGUGAAGGGUCUGCUGGUCACACCGGUGCCCAUCAACGGAGUUGCAGAUCGCCUGGGCUGUGACCCUCGGACGCGUUUCCAAGUCCCUCCCAACACCAAGCAGUGGAUCGCUUUGCUGCAGCGAGGAAACUGUACCUUCAGAGAGAAAAUCCUGCGGGCAGCUUCACACAAUGCCACUGCUGUGGUCAUCUACAACAAUAUAUCCAGCGAGGAGCCCGUCACCAUGACUCAUCAAGGAACUGGAGACAUUGUUGCUGUUAUGAUUACAGAAUCAAAAGUGAAGGAGAUCCUGAAUUAUUUGGAAAAGAACAUCUCUGUCCUGAUGGCCAUAGCAGUGGGUUCCCGUGUUCCUCUAAAGAACUUCAGUCGGGGCUCCCUAGUCUUUGUGUCAAUAUCUUUCAUUGUUUUGAUGAUAAUUUCUUCAGCGUGGUUAAUAUUUUACUUCAUCCAGAAGAUCAGGUACACAAGUGCACGUGAUAGGAAUCAGCGUCGCCUUGGAGAUGCUGCCAAGAAAGCUGUUGGUAAAUUGACAACCAGGACAGUAAAGAAGGGAGAUAAGGAGACAGACCCAGACUUUGAUCAUUGUGCUGUCUGCAUUGAGAGUUACAAGCAGAAUGAUGUUGUUCGCAUUUUACCAUGCAAGCAUGUUUUCCACAAAGCCUGCGUGGAUCCGUGGCUUAGUGAGCACUGUACGUGUCCAAUGUGUAAACUGAACAUUUUGAAGGCUCUGGGAAUUGUGCCAAAUGUGCCGUGCACAGAUAACGUGGCCUUUGACAUGGAGAGGCUCAGCAGAAGCCAGCCCGCCAGCAGGCGCUCAGCGCUCGGCGACUUCACCAACGACAGCUCCCUGAGCCUGGAGCCCCUGCGCACCUCCGGCAUGUCACAGCUUCCCCAGGAUGGGGAGCUCACUCCGAGGUCAGGAGAGAUCAACAUUGCUGUGACAAGCAGUCACUUCUUCCAUCGCAAUUCUCUGUCCCCUCGAAGUCUGGUCUACGAGAGCGAAUUCUCCACCAUCGAGCCCGCUUUGGACAUGUAUGACGAGAACAAAACCUGAAAGGAAUCCACAUUCCUUCCUGGCCCUCUUUCUGUUGUUUUCAUUUCUCAUUCCUAUUGUUGUGUACUCUUUCCAUGGAUCUCCUUUGUCUGAAGAAGAGCUGCUUUUUCCAGAACACAAGCCUGCCUUCUAGGUCACGGAGAUGAAGACAGCUGUGGUGGUUUCUGCAGGUGGCACCUCCGAGCACAAGCAAGGUUGUCUGAUGGAAGUUGCUGAGUAACAGCAUGGGAGCUGUGUGGGCCCGGCCUCGGCGGUGCAGAAGAGGCUUUGCAGUGGUCCUAAGAGUUUGUUUUGUACUGCAAAUGCGUCUCCUUGAUAGGCGUAUGCUGGUUUUAACGGUCCAAAUUGUUGGGCAGAGUCAGAAAGGGAACUAGUAGUUGCAAAGGAGCUGGCCAGUGACUGGUAAAAGCACUCCAUAUAGCUUGGUCAACCCAUAACCUUACUGUGAAAUAUCCCCUUCCAAGAGGGACCUUCCAAGUGCGUUGAGUUUCCGAUGACCCGCUCACCCCUGGGCGACAGCACGCCGGUGUGACGUGAUGCAGCAGAGAGGCCCUGCAUCUGCAGAAGGAUUUCAAGGAAUUGGAUACUUCUGGUUCUUUUGUUUUUCUCCAUUUCUGUUGAAGCAGGAGAAAAGGGGCCUACACAGAAAACAGUUUUGGUCCUUCCGUGUGCUCCAGUCACGUGAGUCUCUUUCUACAGAGAAGGAUGUUCACAGAACCAGCACUUGAUCUACCUUAAAACCAUGAGACUUUUUGAAAUAUGCAGGAAUCUAAUUAGCUUUCUUUCUUGCUUUACUUUUCUUUUUUGGAGGGGUUUAAAAAAAUCCGCCAUUUUUCUCACUGAGGUUUUUUAAAAGCCAGCAUGUUGGCAUUACACGGAGAAGAGAGGUAAGCUUCUUAUCCUGUUCUCACGUUGAGAUCUGCAAUAGUUAACCAACAAACACGUUCUCCAGGCCAUGCCCUUUCCCACUGACACCAAUAACGUGAAUGCAGAAAGCAGAGGAAUAAAGGAAAGCAGUGACUGCUUUGGGACUCAGCAGGAAAAAUCCAUUUUUACUGGAGCGUGCCAGAAGCAGUGGGGAAAUGGAGAUUGGUUUCAAGCUUCUGAAUGUGUAACGUGGAGAUGGAAAGCCGAGCUCAGCCAUCCAUAGAGCUCCUCCCAUAAGCAGACAUGGAGAGCGAAGGCUCCUGCUCCGUUUCCUCCUGGACAAUGAAUGCAAAGCUGUUUGAUGAACGUUAACAUUUUCUCCAUUGCAGUCUCAGUUACUGUAGAGGUAGAAAUGCAUUUGUGUCCUUGUAAUAUGAAACACGGCUUCACUCUGUAUAGGAAACCUGAGAAUUCUGUAAGUCUAAAAGAAAGGUAGGUAAGGCAUUUCCUGCCAUCCUUUAAUUUUGUCAGCUUUUGCUACAAGUGGAGGAACUUCCCCUGCUUGGCUUUUUGUUUGCAAUGUAUAGAGGUCUGCUUGACAUGCAGCCUUACCUGUAGCGUGGCUCCGCUGUGUCAUUAACACAGACCUUUAAGAGAAGAAGAAAAACCCAGCUCUGCAAAAUGUGGAAACGAUCCUAUUCACAGAGCACGCCUUGACUUCUGUUGCUGUGUGUCAGCUUCAUUUAACAUGGUAAUUCAAGGAGGAGUGGUGCGCAGGUUAGAGAGGUUUCUCUUAUAACACCCAUUUCCAUUUACCACAUGCACUCUUAUUGCAAUCCUGUCAUCUUUAGAGGUCAAGGGCACAACUUCAGUGCUGCCUUCCCCAACCAAGUGGGAGCCCCUUUGCUGGGGUGCGGUGGGUUGCUUGGCUGCAGGCGUUGCUUUGCUGCUCCACGUGGCAGCUGUGUGCAUGGGGAUGGGCUGUGGGUUUAACAACACGCCGACUUCAUCAUCACAUCUGCCAGGCAGUGGGCAGGGCGCUUCCGAACAGAGGAAGUACAACACCGUUGCUCCAGGGUGUUUUAGGGCUUGUUUUUGUCAGUGCUGAGUACAGGGGGAGCAAAAAGCCAAACAGAGCGAGGCACUGUGGCUCCCAGCCGUGCCGUGCCUGAUGGAGCUGCCAGGGUGGGUGGGAUGGGAUGAGAUGAGAUGCUCCAUGCUCUGCCCAAGGCCGCAGAGGACUUCACCACGGUGCAUUUUUCCCUACUCAGAAGCACCCAAGAGGUGCCUUGUGCUACAGAGCAGGGUGUUUGCAGUCCCUGCAUUAACACCAACAAGGCGCUGUGCAGGGUGGGCUGUGGGAGCACUGCUGGCUGCUCAGGGCAUGCUGUGUGCUGGGCACUGCCCUGCUGCCUGGGCACAGCUCUGCCACCUCCGGUGCUGGGGCUGCAUUGGGAAGUUCCCCGUGCUGCUUCCUGUUGUGUUUGGCUUCCCUCAGUGCAGGCUUGGGUUUGUUUUGAACAAAGCAGACAGCUUUGUGCCAGAGUGGAGGAAGACAGCUCAAAAGCAGAUAGAAAUUAAAACAAGUGUUAGCGACUACAGAGCCCUAAAUGGCAACCUAGUAAGUAAUGCCAUUUAUAUUUGAUUAAAUCUCCCUACUUCUAAACUACCUUUUUUAGAGGAGCGGGGAACAAGGAUAGUGCUGACUGGGGUCUGACAUGGUAAGGAAAAGGUCCCAUCUUCGGGUUGACUACAUGAUCUUUUCCAGCCUUAGUGGUUCCCUGAGAUGCAGCUGGGGCUGAUGUUGUGUAAUGGACACUGUGGGUUUGGAAGGUCUUGCAACACUGGAAACAUUAAACCUGGCUGAAGCAACUGAUCCCUACGUACGUGCUGGGACGUGCCAUGCCAGGCACUUGUGUACUGUAUUGUAUUUAGGAUGGGAAAGAGGCAGCACAGCAGCAUGGCUGAUUUUUUAGGGGCUGUGCUGGUAAGUUUGGGAUGUUCCUUUUAAUAUUAAUCAGUAUAAAAAAAGCUCGAUGAGCAUCGUUGUUCUUGUUGUGCUGCAGUGGUGCUGUGUGUGUUCAUUUCAUAGACAUAAGGUAGAUGGCGGCCUACCAAGAGCUGUGCUGUCAGUAUCUUGGGAAAUGGUUUUUCUAAGGUUCAAAAACAAAAGUGGUUUUUUUUAAUCAGAAAACAUUAAUUUUAUGUCUUCUACUUACAAAAAAACUGACCCUUUCAUGCUCCCCUAAGAGAUCUAAACCCGCUGCUCCACCAUCCCUUUCCCUUAUCUUCAUCUCCUGUUUUUGGAAGUUCUGCAUGUUCCCCCAAGGCAUUUGUAGAAGUGAGGUUUGCUUGUGUUCUUAGAGGGUAACCGCCAGUAAAAACCAGACUGUACGUGUGCUUUUUGCCUAUAGUACUAACAUUAACUAUUGCAUUUGAAGCAUGUUAAAAUUUACUUAAUGCCACUCACCAGUACUCAUUGAGUAAGCUCACGUGUUGGUGCCUGUUUGCACUGCCCCGUUGCUUCUAGGAUGCUUGCCUUGACACGUGAGGGCGAUUUAGGAAUAGCCAGGUAUCCUACAUAAGCCAAAGAAAGACAAGUAGUUAAAUACAUGUGUUUAGUGCUCUCCUAUGGGACUUGUGCACAACUGUUUUGUUUGGAUAUGAAGGACGGGGCAGCAGGGCUGAGCUGACUCACAGGGCUGUGCUUCCCAGGGGGUGCGUUGACUAAACUGUUGAAAACACAUAUCUUUUUGCUAAUAAUGAUCUGGUUUUACAAGAGAAGCUGCAUGGCUCUGCACACACCUCGGUACAAAGGUGGGACGGCCGUGCAGCUCCCAGCCCCGCUGUCCCCAUCACCCCAAGGUUGGCAGGCAGUGCUCUGCUCCUUAUCACCCCUCACUGCGCAUCCAUGCGUGGCCUCGUUUUCCAUCCCUAGCCAUGCACAAGAGCGUGUGCCACGCGGUGACAGCUUGCUUAUGUGUUGUUAUAUUUAAGAAUCUCAUCGCUCCGCUUCCUUCCUUCUGCUUUAAGGGCAGAGCAGGGGAGGGCUGAGAGAUGCUCCAGCUACCUCCUGCACUAGGGGAAAACCAGGAGAAAGCUGCUGGGAAAUAGCUUGGAAAUUAGCAAGAAAAAUGUGAUGCCCCGCUCUUGUUGGAUUCACCCCCAAAAGGGGCACGUUUGGCACUGAGUGCUUAUGCUGUGUGCUAAGGGCUGCCUGUUUGUUCUUUGUACAGUAACUCCUGUGGUCUCUAGGGACCCAUGGCAUAAAGUGUUGCCCCCAAAUAGCCCCCCAAAGCUUAAUAACUGUUAAUAUUCCUGCAAAGCAAGAAGCGUGUGGGGUUUUGUUAAAAGAUGGAGCUGUUUAGAGUGAUUUCACUGCAGAGCUGAGGUGGAACUGGGCGGGGGAUUUCACAGCCCAGAAGCACAUCCUAAAGGCCCUCCCUGUGAGCACCUGCUUGUGGCCACAGCUCCAUCUAUGUCCUGCAUCCACCAGAACAGGGCAGAGAAGUCCGGGGCUGCCUUGAGACUGGGGCAUAGCAGCUUAUGGGGAAUAAAACUACAACCACCAUUGGUGUGUGUGCAGAACAACAGCAUGCUGGGCUGGUUGCUGUGGGGUGAGCGCUUUGGCACGUCGCUCCGGCCCUUGGGAGGCUCACUUGGAACUCCCUGACCUAUUUGAUGUAAGUAUAACACUGUAUUGUAGUCGCGUGGUAUAUGCCAAUAUGUUAAUAGUGGAUACCUAUUAGGGUUUGCUAAUGUACUACAUUUCAAUAAAAAGCAAUUUAAAAGAG
Messenger RNA from Coturnix japonica (Japanese quail), 6352 nucleotides. RefSeq names its product ring finger protein 130 (gene RNF130). Gene Ontology annotation, biological process: protein ubiquitination; ubiquitin-dependent protein catabolic process; positive regulation of DNA-templated transcription. The record is from RefSeq and is a predicted model, not a curated record. Lineage: Eukaryota; Metazoa; Chordata; Aves; Galliformes; Phasianidae. Gene Ontology annotation, cellular component: nucleus. Gene Ontology annotation, molecular function: ubiquitin protein ligase activity.